Molecule: messenger RNA, 1311 nt
Organism: Trichoderma atroviride IMI 206040
Lineage: Eukaryota; Fungi; Ascomycota; Sordariomycetes; Hypocreales; Hypocreaceae
Source: RefSeq, a predicted model, not a curated record
UCUGGGUCCAGUAACAAGCAGAUUCCUUUGCUCUGCACCGUUUGCCCUGAGACACCCCGAUUCUCUGAUGUUUCCCACCUCCUCACGCAUAUUGCCUCCAAAGGCCAUCUUCAUCAUGAGACUCAGACGAAGCUGAAGUCUCACCAAGACAUUGCAGCCUCCAUCUCCCUUCAGCAAAUCAAGCGAACCGAAUCCGACACUCCUGUAAAGAAUGAGCGCGAAGAAUACCCCGUAGACUUUCCCGUUUACCCGGGAUUCUUUCCGUCCGAUAACGAAAACGACCCUCCAGACGAACUUUUCGUACCGGCCGACAUGAUGGCACUGAAGGGUCAAGUAUGGCCAGGCAUGGGAAAAAUGGAUUUGGCAAAUGAGGACAUGAAGCGCACUCGUAACCAAAGGAAGCCCAAAUCCGCCAUUGAGAAAAUGAGGAGAACUUCUGAAGGCAUUGAGCCCACGCAAGUUGUGAUGACGGCCGAGUUUGAGGUCGAAAGGAUUAAAGACGUGUAUGAUAGCUCUUCGCCAGUACCAGACCAGGAGGAAGCGACUCCGCUCAAAAAGGUAGCGAAGCCUCGACGAAAGCGAGGGGAGCCCCUGGCAGAGAUUUCUGCCAACGUUCCUCGAGGAAAUAGCCGUCGUAUCACACGCAGCAAUCUUGGACAAGGAAAAAGCUCCAAGCCACUUACGGGGUACAGCCGGACUUCGAGCUCCGACAUCACUCCUCUUGGACAGUUCAAGCGUUCUCACGACAUAUUCCGAGAUGAGGAUACAGUCACUGGACUCUAUGACAAUCGGCCGCUGUCAGGUUCUUCUCACAGGGAACCGAGGUUUGAUCUGCGCGGUCGGGUUGGACUGCACCAAUUGAACCCGAUAUCCCACUCUAAUCUUGUAUCCCCGACGCCGCAAUCUCGGGAUAUACCAGAUAGAUCAUUCUCGGGACGAGAGAUUAAUAGAGGCGCUUUGAACCACUCGGAUCUAUCAUAUGCCCUGAAUGGAACAUCGAUCUAUAAUAACACACCGCGGUUUACUUUCGCCUCAAGCAACCAUUUCAACACUCUCAGCCAUGACCACUUUCGCCUUUCUUCAGGCCACCACGCUCAACACAAGCUAGAUGAUUUCUCCAAUCCUGGUACGAAUGAUGCAGUCUCAGCGACAAACCAAUUUCUGGAUAUGCCUGGCGCAAAUCCCCUGUUCUCGCAAGACCGUCUCUUCUUUGGAUCGGGUUCAGCACAAAAUCUAUCUUCGUUGGGAUUUACAUCGAUAAACCGUAAUCAAGAUGCCGCCCAUUCGAUGCGCCAAAACCAUGACCAAUCU